This is a messenger RNA of Capsella rubella, 1406 nucleotides long. Its product is annotated as V-type proton ATPase subunit d1. Bases 105 to 1160 code for a protein of 351 amino acids. Lineage: Eukaryota; Viridiplantae; Streptophyta; Magnoliopsida; Brassicales; Brassicaceae. Gene Ontology annotation, cellular component: proton-transporting V-type ATPase, V0 domain; vacuolar proton-transporting V-type ATPase complex. Gene Ontology annotation, molecular function: proton-transporting ATPase activity, rotational mechanism. The transcript is spliced from 10 exons. The record is from RefSeq and is a predicted model, not a curated record. Gene Ontology annotation, biological process: vacuolar acidification; vacuolar transport; proton transmembrane transport.
UCUACCUCUUCUCCUUCGCUUCGAUUUCUCAUUUCUUAUUCAGAUCAGAUCUCCCGCGACAAAUCUUUGAGAUCUGAAUCGUUCUACGACCAGAGGAUAGAAAGAUGUACGGAUUCGAGGCGCUUACCUUCAACAUCCAUGGCGGAUACUUGGAGGCGAUCGUUAGGGGUCAUCGUGCUGGGCUUCUCACAACCGCUGAUUACAAUAAUCUAUGUCAGUGUGAGAACCUAGACGAUAUCAAGAUGCAUCUCUCUGCUACCAAAUACGGCUCUUAUCUCCAGAACGAGCCGUCACCUCUGCAUACGACUACAAUUGUGGAGAAGUGUACUCUCAAGCUUGUUGAUGAUUACAAGCAUAUGCUUUGCCAAGCUACCGAGCCAAUGUCUACCUUUUUGGAGUACAUCAGAUAUGGCCACAUGAUUGACAAUGUCGUGCUCAUUGUCACUGGAACCCUGCAUGAGAGAGAUGUUCAGGAGUUGCUCGAGAAAUGUCACCCUCUAGGCAUGUUUGACAGUAUUGCUACACUAGCUGUUGCACAGAACAUGCGUGAACUCUAUAGGUUGGUGCUUGUGGAUACUCCUCUUGCUCCAUACUUUUCUGAAUGCCUAACAUCAGAGGAUCUCGAUGACAUGAACAUAGAGAUUAUGAGGAAUACACUCUACAAAGCAUACCUUGAGGACUUUUACAAGUUCUGCCAGAAACUUGGUGGUGCAACAGCAGAGAUUAUGUCUGACCUUUUGGCCUUUGAGGCCGACAGAAGGGCAGUGAAUAUCACCAUCAAUAGCAUUGGUACUGAGCUCACAAGAGAAGACAGGAAGAAACUGUACUCUAACUUUGGUCUCCUCUAUCCAUAUGGCCACGAGGAGCUUGCUAUCUGCGAGGAUAUAGAUCAGGUUCGUGGUGUAAUGGAGAAGUACCCUCCUUACCAAGCUAUAUUCUCUAAGAUGUCUUAUGGAGAGAGCCAGAUGCUGGACAAGGCAUUUUAUGAAGAAGAAGUCAGAAGGCUUUGCCUAGCCUUUGAGCAGCAGUUCCAUUACGCUGUAUUCUUUGCGUACAUGAGGUUGAGGGAGCAGGAGAUCAGGAACCUGAUGUGGAUAUCCGAAUGUGUUGCACAGAACCAGAAAUCAAGGAUCCACGACAGCGUUGUCUACAUGUUUUGAGUCUGGUAAGAUGUCGAAAACAUCAUAUAUAAAUUGUGAAAAAUCUGUCUGAAAAAUUGGAGAAUAAGAAAAACCUAAUAUUGUUGUUGUUGUUGGGUUUCUUCAUCGCUCCUCUUUUUACCAGAGAAAUCUGCUGUACAAUCUUGCGGUUAACGUUCACUGUUUAUGUCGCUUUUCAUGAUGAGUUUCGUGUAUUUAAACCCUUCCCCCAAUAAGAAUUAUCUCCUUUAUGUUUGUUUUUGGCCA